This is a messenger RNA of Erinaceus europaeus (western European hedgehog), 472 nucleotides long. RefSeq names its product histone H4. Gene Ontology annotation, molecular function: DNA binding; protein heterodimerization activity; structural constituent of chromatin. The transcript has a single exon. NCBI's taxonomy places the organism in Eukaryota, Metazoa, Chordata, Mammalia, Eulipotyphla, Erinaceidae. Gene Ontology annotation, biological process: nucleosome assembly. Bases 100 to 411 code for a protein of 103 amino acids. The record is from RefSeq and is a predicted model, not a curated record. Gene Ontology annotation, cellular component: nucleosome.
UCCCGCCAGUUGAUGCGGUCUUCACUCUGGUCCGCAGAAGCUGCUUAUAAAGUGCAGCUGCGAAAGUGGUAGAAUUACUUAGCUCACUAGGACGUGAAGAUGUCUGGUCGUGGCAAAGGAGGUAAGGGUCUUGGCAAAGGUGGUGCUAAGCGCCAUCGAAAAGUUCUUCGUGAUAAUAUCCAGGGCAUAACGAAACCUGCAAUUCGCCGUCUUGCCCGUCGCGGCGGCGUGAAGCGCAUCUCCGGCCUCAUCUACGAGGAGACCCGCGGGGUGCUGAAGGUGUUUCUGGAGAACGUGAUCCGGGACGCCGUCACCUACACCGAGCACGCCAAGCGCAAGACCGUCACCGCCAUGGAUGUGGUCUAUGCCCUCAAGCGACAGGGACGUACACUGUACGGAUUUGGCGGCUAAUUUAACAUCUUGCACAACUAAUUAUAAAGGCCCUUUUCAGGGCCCUCAAACUUUCAUUAAA